Molecule: messenger RNA, 1986 nt
Organism: Chrysemys picta bellii (western painted turtle)
Lineage: Eukaryota; Metazoa; Chordata; Testudines; Emydidae
Source: RefSeq, a predicted model, not a curated record
AUGGAGAUCUGUGACGAUAUUAACGAGUGUCUGGGGCCGAGCAAGCCAGACUGUGGACGCAACACACACUGCACCAACGUGCCUGCGAGUUACUACUGCACCUGCACUGAUGGCUACGAGCCCAGCUCUGGGAAAGCCAAAUUCAUGAAUGCGAGUGAGAACACCUGCCAGGAUAUUGACGAGUGUCAGGGCCCGAACCCGGCAGACUGCGGACCCCACGCAAACUGCACCAAUGUGCCUGGGAAUUACUCCUGCACCUGCAUCGAUGGCUACGAGUCCAGCUCUGGGAAAGCCAACUUCACGCACGCGAGUGAGAACACCGGGCAGACGGCUCAUUCAGGCAUUGCCAUCUGCACUGAUAUUGCGGCACUGGACAUCGACGAGUGCCGCAAGUCCCCAGGUAUCUGCGGCCUCAAGGCCACGUGUAUCAACACCUUAGGAAGCUACUGGUGUGAGUGCCGGGCCGGCUACUUCCCCUCCACCAGGAACUCAAACCUGUGCGAAGCCCCCAGCAUUAACUCCAGCGCUGAGUUCGAGGGAAUCAAAGAGACGUGCAGGAAUUUCUCUCUGCAGAACGUGACUCUCCGUUUCAGUGCCCUCCUGAACAGCACCGCCCUCUGGGAUGGCGGAGACAAGGGGGAGGUGGGGUCAGCCAUGACGGUCCUGCUGCAGAGCGUGGAACUGGCCACGCUGGCCACUGCGCUCCGGUCUCCGGAGAGGACAACACAGAACAUAAUGACAGAGUCUAUGGCUGUCGAGACGCGGCUCGUCACAGGGAACUGCAGCCGGGACAGUGAGGUCUUCACACUGAGAGCUUACGAAGAGAUGAUGGUCGUGCACUGUGAUACAGUCACUGGGGCAGCCACACGAGGUUUGGGGGCUGCUGCUUUUAUUUCCUACUCCACCCUGGACUCCAUCGUCAGUGCGAGACGUCUCAGCGAGGGAAAUCUACCGGCUGGUGGGAAGCUGGAGAAGAGUCAUCUCAACUCCAGGGUGACCAAAAAAGAGGAGGAAGAGGCUCUCUGUGUCUACUGGAAAGUAGAGGCCGAGAGCGGCAGCUGGUCUCCAGACGGCUGCACCGCCGUGCACACGAACAGCACUCACACCACCUGCAGCUGUGACCAUCUCUCCAGCUUCGCCGUCCUAAUGGCUUCGACCACAGUGACGGCGGCGUGUGCUGUCAUUGCUGGGCUCCUACACUACCUCUUCCUGGCCUGCUUCAGCUGGAUGUUCCUGGAGGGGCUGCACCUCUUCCUCACCGUCAGGAACCUGAAGGUCGUGAAUUACACCAGUGCCAGCCAGUUCAAGAAGAGAUUCAUGUACCCGUUCGGCUACGGCUUCCCAGCCCUGGUGGUGGCUAUUUCUGCAGCGGUGAAUCCUAAAGGCUACGGAACUUCUGAACACUGCUGGCUCAGCCUGGACAGAGGCUUUAUUUGGAGCUUCCUGGGUCCAGUCUGUGCCAUAAUCCUGAUAAAUAUAACGUUUUUUGCCCUGACCUUGCGGAUCCUGAGAAACAGACUCUCCUCCCUCAAUGCAGAUGUGUCCACCCUCAGAGACCACAGGUUACUGACCUUUAAAGCCAUCGCCCAGCUCUUCAUUCUGGGCUGCACAUGGAGCCUUGGUCUCCUCCAAGUCGGCCCAGCAGCCACGGUCAUGGCGUAUUUAUUCACCAUCAUCAACAGUCUGCAGGGAGCCUUCAUCUUCCUGGUGCACUGUCUCCUCAAUCUCCAGGUGAGAGAGGAGUACAGGAGAUGGAUCAAGGGAUUCCGAAUGUUCAGCACGAAAUCUCAGACAUCCGAUCUAUCCAUGUCUGCUGUCCCCACCACCAGCACCAAGAUGGUGUAACCCAUCUGCCAGGCGGAGUCGGCAGCCACCAGGGCCGGGUUCAAUACCUAGGGGUUCCAAUACAAAACAGAACCGGCUGGAGCCCCCUGUGACGUUGCACUCCAUAUGCUUUAUGGAAAUAUGCUCAUGAAUAGGACAUAA